Molecule: messenger RNA, 4831 nt
Organism: Paramuricea clavata
Lineage: Eukaryota; Metazoa; Cnidaria; Anthozoa; Malacalcyonacea; Plexauridae
Source: the annotation of a GenBank genome assembly
GGGAACAGUGUUUGGGCCAAUGGGAAAUCAGGCCACAAUUUCAAGGGAAGGAACUGUCACAUUUGCAGUUGUUAUAGUAAUUGAUGAAACAUUCGAGCCAGAUCUGCAGAACGUGAAUAGUUUGGCUUUCAAAAAUAUGACAAGGAGAUUCCUCGAAUUCUUGAUUCCAUUAUACCAAAAUAGAACUGGUUUUCUCGGCAUUAUCUUUAUUUCAUAUUCCGGGGGAAGUGUUGUUGCAAAUGUUGAAUUAUUAUUUAAUUCGAGCGAACCAAUUCCGACUGUUGAGGAAGUUCGAUCACCAAUCGCUGAAGCAAGAGAUAAUGGAUCUGCGCCGUUCACUAUUUCGAGUUUAAAAGUCACGAGAAAGGGCGAGUCACAAGAUGGAUUCGAAGCUUGGAAGAUUGGUGUCGCUGUUUGUUUUGCUUUCGUACUUCUUCUUCUUAUUUUUAUUUCAGCUGUGGUGAGUAUUAGUUUUACGUUGGGAAGGUUAAAUGCAGGCAGUAAUAAAAUGAUCUGCUUAUAAGAUUGCUUAUUGAUACCUUUUUGAUAGUGUCGCCAUUAGCCUAUACAUUAGGCCUAUGUCAACAGUAACAAGACAAAAAAGACAAUACAGCUAAAUAAUAAAUUUUGUGUGGAAGGAGGAACAAAUACGGUUUCCUUUUCUUCCAGUUUGUGCCAAACCAAUCACAAAACAUGAUUAGGCCUAUUUUAGGUUAAUAUUUCCUUUAUUUACACUUUUGGAGCAUAGAAAAGGUGUAAAAUUGUAAUUGACUGACACGCAUUGAAAUGAACAUUAAACUGCCUUUUCGAAUUCCGUUCGAAUGUUUAGAAGAUUGUUACAUACAAUGUCAAUGUGAACCAAAAAAAUUGUUCCCUGACAGCAACGUACCCUACAUGAUAUUUAUUUAUUGACACAUUUAUUCAUGAACGUUUUCUAUAUUAAUUCCAUACCACACAAAACAACACCAAUCGUAACACACCUCAUCAUACGCAAAAAUAUCUUGGAUAAAAUAUCCUCCCAUGAUAAAUCUAUGUCCAAACAAACUAUUUUCGUAUCCCUCCUCUUUUGAUAUUUCGAAAACGAAUGCAAAUUUAUUAUUUAGAUACUCGACCAAAAGUAGUGAGUUAAACAGUCUGUACUACAAUAGCAUUUGUGACUUCAAUGGAAAGUAUCUGUAAAAAAAAUUUGUUCACGGGAAGUGCUUUUGUAUUGUGUUUUCCUCGCUCAUUACAUUCACUAAUUCGCUUUGUGAAAACAAAUUGGUGUGUGCAAAAAUACCACAUGCGGGACUUCCCAUGAAGAAUUGUUUUUUUCUAGAACCUUUCACUAGAGAACGAUGUGCUUUCAUAUUUUGCAAGUAGUAUGUAUCUAUUUUGUCGUUAAUUAUGAAACGAUCUUCUAGGAAAUUGCUUUUUUGAUUGCAGGUUAUUGUUAAUGGACGCAAAGGAAAACAGACACGGUAUAAUUUGAAAGAUCGUAGAAAUAGCUUUGACUUGGAUUUUGAUCUCUUUUCCUCCGAUGGUGAUAAAUCUAAUGGCAUUCCGGUAUGAAUGACAUGUCUUAUUUUAACUUACAAAUAUUUGAAAAUAUUUGGAAACGAUUCGGGGCUCGUAGCUCCUAUUUUUGAAUGGGCCGUUUUCUACAUAUACCACACAGUUACUUAACUAUAAUUACAUAAAUGCUAUGACCAAACAAUAUAACAAAACAUAAUAGUAAAAUAAAAAUAGCAAAAAUAUUAAUAUAUUUGCAUGCUGUAAAUAACAUUAAAAACUCAUUAAUAAUUCAUAAGCGUGUCGUAUGUAUAUGUGUGAUAGAGAUUUCCCUUGGAUUUACAUAAACUUUAACUUUGAUUACACAACGUAUUUCUUGAGAAUUACUUCGCCAAUGAACUUACUAGAUCCAUCGUUUUUGAAGCAAUUUAAAACCUUCGCAUGCAGUGUGUGUUUUAUCAGACCUAAAGAUACUCGGCUUCGCCUCGUAUGUUUACAGCUGAUAAAACACUGUCUGCUGCUUAUUAACCAUAUUUACAAAGAUAAUGUUAAAUCAUGCGGGUGCCGUAAAGAAUGCAUUUAAAUUUCUUAAAGAUGAUGUCCACUCCUGUGCACAUGCGCGAACUUUGUUUACGUUUUGAACUGCUAUACUUUUAAAAUAUGAUAUUCUAACUGAAUAUCUUAAACUUUUCUGGUUCGCUUUACUUACAAAUGAAUAUAAACUGUAAGUUUCAAUUCAAUUCAAAAAAGUUCGAAAGAUGCAAAAUUUGGGCAAUGUUUAUAUCUGUGGGUCCCCCUUUGUUAUAAGCAGAACGGAGUGGACAUCAUCUUGAAGGCUCAUGCAUUUUUCUUCGGCUGUAUGCUCUUCUUCAUAAAGUUUGUUUCUAGCUUUCCAGAUACAUAAUUGCUGUUAUAUAUCAAUAUAGUGUGGUAAUUGUGUAUAUACACGCAGUAUCUAGGAAGAAGUUAUAUUAAUAAAGUUUUUACUUUUUUAUUAUUAUCAUGUUAUCAUAUUAUCGUAUUUUAUUAACACUGGUUCUUACUUCUUUUUCUAGAAUUACGCGGAGUCAUUUGAAAUGGACGAGAGAGGCGACAUUUAUAUGUAAUCAAAAAAUGAGAAGCCCAUAUUGCCUAAGUAAAACUAGAAACUGCACCAGAUGUAGAAACAAGCUUAGAUGUCUGAAGAUUUGUAAUCCAGGCACAACAUUAUGCAUGGAUUACAAAUCUUCUGACUUAUUUGUUGAAGUUAUACAGGUUGAAAAGAUAACUUUUAUCGAGCAUUCAGCACGGUUCUUCGAAACAUAUAUAUUCACAGCACUUCGCACAAAUACGAAUAUACUUAUUAACUUCAGCAUUACCAUAUAAAGGGCAUGAAAUAUUAUGCGUGCAAUACCCCACCUCCAAAUCAUUACUUUCUUGCAUAUAUAAGCACAGAUAUGGGAGGUGGUGGAAGUAUGGUAGGUCAAAAUACUUUCGCCAGUCACGUGCACACACAUAAAAACACAGAUGUUUCGUCGAUCCGCGUUAGUGUCAGCACGAUAAUUCAGAGACUAUCUGAGUAAAAAACUAUCGAUAUUUUAUGGCUAUACAAAACACUAACCGGACUGACUUGAUCAAAAUAAAAUGAAAACAACAUAAUUGGUUAUGACUAAUAUUGCCAAAACAAUAGAGAUGCAGAAUUUUCCGACAAUGCAUGAGUGAUGAGUCCAUGCCACUGUUGUUACUGUUAAUGAAACUCAGUACCACGCAACAUGUUUGAAAAUUAAAGAUGCAAAAUCUUGAUUAAUUUUGUAUCACUUUAAUUAAACUUGGUCAAAGAAUAAUUAUCAAGUUAAUAAUUAUUAAGCCUAACUGUACAAUUAAGUUACAUGUAAUAGAGUAUUGUUUUAACUUUGUACCUCCAUAGGCUAUUCUUUGGCUGUUCCACGUUUUGAUGCCUUGGACCAUUUCUUGUAGUACAUAUAACACAUUCCCACAAAGUUAUAGAGAAAAGACAAUGUUAGUUCUGCCAGUUAGGUCUGGCAAGUGCUAGUGCACCACUACUCUUGCUACUUGAACAUUCGAACAAACUUGUAUUAAUUUCUUGUCCAUGACUUACAUCACCCUAAAUGAGAAAUGUCCAUUAUACUUAAUUAUAAAAUAGUGACAGUAUCAUUAUAACACACUUUAAAAAAUAUUGAGUCACAUAUCCCAGGCUUCGAUUACAGGGAAAUUUAAUGUAGAGUAGAACCCAACCCAGCUGUUCAGUUAGACAUUAUUUAUAUGUGAUCACCCACUCCCAUUGAGCGCCAGCGCGCUCCUGUUGAUGAGUAAAAUUGUCAGUGUUAGACAAAGUAACAUAAUAAAGUAGGGUGCCAUGCAACUUAAUGGGUUCAUUGUUAUGGUAUGCCAAAUAAAUUGUCUCAAGCAAUUUUUCACAUAUGAGUUCUGGCAUUUAUAGGCCCUAUAGGUUGAACCCAUUAAGCUGCCAUGUACCCAAGCUUAUUAUUUCACUCUCAGACCGUCUAAUGCCAGGCAAUUUUACUUUUCAAGGGGACAGUCUUGCCAUUAAUGCAUUAAUUGUAUUUCUUAACUCCCAAAGUUUCAUUUUACAUCACAAUAUAUCACAAAUGAUCUUGCAGAUCUAAGAGAGGAAGUUAACAAAUAAUGCCUAACUGAAUCGUUGGGCUCUACUCCAAUACUGGGGACACCACCACUGAAGCUGCUCUCAAACAUGUCAUCAAUCAAUUUAACGAUUGGUUAAUUGUCAGCGCAUAAUUUUGGUGAAUGCCAGGUGGCUGGCACACGUACUCUACACCUUUCAUUCCUACAAAUACCUAACCACAACUUUAAUGACUGUGGGAUUUAUAGAACUCUGACAAACUAUCGGUUGGGCAAGAUUUAUUUUGUUAACCCGACCGCGCACGGAUGAGGGACUGUGGAAGAGUCAGGGAAAAAACACAAAGCUAUUAAAAUUAGUUUUUAAGACAAUAAAGCCCCGUACUACUUUUUUGGUUCUUGGACUACCUAAAUAGGUAGUGGUACGGGUACCAUUUUAAUUUAUCCGUGUCGUACCAAAAGUUGAGCGUAGUGUAAACGGGGCUUCAAUGGAAAUUUGCCCACCUACCUACAAGCUUAUCUUUGUGUUCGUGGCUUGGAGUAUAAAAUACGAAAUUCUGAAAUGAAAUUAAACUUGCCCAAUCCGCGAACAAAUUACUUGAGGUAAUUCCGCAGUAAUUGUUCCCGAAAUGAGAAGGUGCUGAAACUUCCCAGGCAUGGAGUUUAUGAUAUACUUAAAGUAAAAUCACACAAAAAAGUCGGGGUCACCAAACUCGUUAAGAAGAUAUGACAUUCACAAUAU